AUCUCAAUAAACAUAUUCCACGGAUCUGAAGCCACUAAUAAGAAUUACAAUAUCUAUUAACAGUUAACUUGAGGUAAACAGAUUGGAAAUCACCUAAAAUGCAUGCAGUUUUCAUUAAAGUGGUGCUCGUAGCAAUAUUGAGCAAUUUUGUGAUGUCAUUAACAUACUAUGAACUGAACAAAUUGUUACAAGAUGGCCUGAUUACACAGGAACAGUUUGAUGUUGCAUUGGACGCCUUGAGUCUGAUAAAACCUAAUCUUCAAGGAGGACGAUAUGACUUCCCGUUGCCAGAGGAGAUGGAAUUCAGAUGUCUAUGCACAAACUGUGGUGAUAUUAAGCAGAAGGCUCAAGAGGCUGCAAUUGCAAAGAAACUGAGGAAAAUGGCAAAGAAAAAGGAAAAGGGAAAAAUGUCUACUUAAAAAUGCAUCUUAUUUCACAAAGAACCUUUAUUGACUUGAUACUCAAGUUCGAAAGAACUAUGGCAAUGGGCAGCUUAACAAUUCCUCAUAUUCUCAUGUAUUGGUCCUGUCCAAUAAAUAUAAAAUAUAACAUUACUCACUGUUAUGCAAUAUUUAUAAUAAUUUUGUUCGGAAAUAAGAUAUCUCUAUUCAACGUAUAAAAGACCAGAUCUAGAAACCUAGCGUCUAGUUCAUACUAUCACACCAAACUAGUUCUCACUACGUUCUCGAAACGGACACCAAACCAGUUCUACAAUUAGAACGAGUGACAACGUACUAACGACGAGCUGGACGUACUACGAAC
Molecule: messenger RNA, 762 nt
Organism: Owenia fusiformis
Lineage: Eukaryota; Metazoa; Annelida; Polychaeta; Sabellida; Oweniidae
Source: the annotation of a GenBank genome assembly